UCUGAGACCACGAACCAAGAGGAGCGUGGUCGUGAAAUAAUGAUAAGCCGGUGAGGGAAAUGAAAAGGAAAGAAGACUGCUUCAUUCAGAGAUUGGUGGAGAAGAGAGAGACACAGAGAGAGAGAGAGAGAGAGAGAGAGAGUGAGAGAGAGAGAGAGAGAGAGAGAGAGAGAGAAAAGUGAUCGUCGUGGGAGGGCGGGCCACCUGUGACAGCAGAGGAGUGGAAGAGCUCCUUUGCCACUGUUAGUACUGUGUGUGCCUCUCGGUCUGUGGGUGUUUGUAUGUUUGAGGGCGUUUAAAGUCCAGCUGGAUUAUCUCGAGCACACGGAAACGUGUUUUUCUUCCAGGAAUUUGUCCGAUAAUUCAGGUUUCUUCAAGUCGUCGCAGUUUGUCUGUCAGCGCGUGUGGGUGUGUGUGUGUGUGUGUGCAGAGGUGUGCGUGAGUCACAGGGUGAAUAUGUCAGCGUGAAUGCCUUUGCGUACACCCUGGUCGGAGAGUGUUUGUCCCAUGAUGCCAGGAGCUCGAUCCUUUGCGGUGCGGCUGCCGGUGCUGCUCUGCCUGUGCGUGGCGGCGGUCGGCUAUCCGUUCAGAACGCCCCUGGACCUGGACGUGACUCCACGCGUGACCGUGUUGAGCAGCGCUCUUCAGGGCUGCAGGCGCUUCCGUUCCUCUGCAGUCGACUACAGCACCAUGUAUCUGGAGGCUGACAGUGAGCGUCUCUACGUCGGGGCCCGGGGGGCUGCGUUCGCUCUCAACGCCUCUGACAUCUCAGCCAGCUCCCCUCUCACUAUUGAGUGGGAAGCCUCCUCCGAGCAAAAACGUCAGUGCCUGCUCAAGGGAAAAGACAAUAAGACGGAGUGCUUUAAUCACAUACGCUUCCUCCAGAGGUUCAACUCCACUCAUCUCUACAUGUGUGGUACUCACGCCUUCAAGCCGCUCUGUGCAUAUAUACAUGAAAAGACUUUUGUGAUGUCGUCUCAGCCUGAAGAAGGCAAAGACAAAUGUCCCUAUGGCCCAACAACGGGCUACACUGCCCUUAUCAUAGACCAGCAGAUGUAUACGGCUACCCAGUACGAGUUUAGGAGCUUCCCAGAUAUACGCCGCAACUCUCCGUCUCCCACGCUGAAGACAGAAGAUGCUCCCACGCGCUGGCUGAAUGAGGCCAACUUUGUGGGUUCGGCUCUCGUGAAGGAGAGUCCGGGAAGCAGCACCGGCGAUGACGAUAAGAUCUAUUUCUUCUUCACGGAGAGGAGCGAGGAACAGACGACGACCUACAGCCACAGCAGGGUGGCACGAGUAGCUCGGGUUUGUAAGGGGGACAGAGGAGGCCACUUAACUCUCCAGAAACGGUGGACGUCCUUCCUCAAGACCAGGCUGACCUGUUCUCUGCCCGAGUACGACUUCCACUUCAACGUGCUGCGCAGCGUGUUCGUCAUGCCUGGCCACGCGCCGCAGGGCGCGCUCUUCUACGGCAUCUUUGGCCUGGAGUGGAAAAACGUGAAGGCAUCUGCAGUGUGUCGGUUCUCUCUGUCUGAAGUCCAAGAGGCCUUUCAAGGACCCUACAUGGAGAACCAGGACUCUGGCUCUAAGUGGAAGGCAUACACUGGAAAGAUCCCUGACCCACGACCUGGAACGUGUAUAACUGAUGCUCUGAGGGCCAGGGGCAUAAACGUCUCCACCUCCUUGCCUGACGAUGCACUGGACUUUGUCAGGAGACAUCCUCUGAUGUCCCAGCAGGUCCAACCUUUAGACAGACGGCCCCUUUUGUUCAGGAGGACCACAGACUAUACACACAUGGGCGUACACAUGAUGGAGGGAUUAGAUGGACAAAUAUACCAUGUAUUAUACAUGGGCACAGAUGAAGGCUGGUUGCACAAGGCCGUAGAUGUCAAAGGUCAGCUGCACAUCAUUGAGGAGCUUCAACUGUUUGAGGAACCGCAGCCUGUUAACAGCCUGCAGAUAUCUGACAAGCAGAUGAGUGUGUACGUGGGCUCUCGGUCGGGCAUGGUUCAGCUGCCGCUCUCCGCCUGUGGCAGAUACACCUCCUGCUAUGACUGCAUCUUUGCCAGGGACCCUCACUGCGCCUGGAGCGGGGCUGAGUGUGUGGAUGUAAUGACACAUGCAGACAGAUCCACUUUAAUCCAGGACAUCCAGCGCGGCAGCAUGGGAUGCGAGAACACACAAAACGAUGUUACCCAGCGGAGCCGCUCCGUACGGGUGGGUGAUGAUGUGCUGCUGCAGUGUGAGCUCAGCUCCAACCUGGCGUCGCCCCUCUGGACCCUGGACGGCCGCGAGGUGCAGGGAUACGACCUCAACUCUGGCUUCAGGACCGGCACCGACGGCCUGUUGAUCAUCGAGGCCCGCGAGGACCAGAGCGGCCUGUACACCUGCCACUCAGUUGAGAACAGUAUCAAGGUUGCCGUGGUUACCUACAACGUAACCAUCCGUCUGGACCUGCCUCUUCCCCCGCCGGUUCAGCCAACUAGUAAUCCUCACGGUUUCUUCACCACCUUGGCAGCACCCUCUGAGAAGACCCUUCCACCAGUGCAGCCUUCUCUCCCCCCCUACUUGGAGCUACUCUCCCCCAGGAACAUGGAGGCCAUGUACCUGUCCCUCAUCACCAUCCUCGGAGGCCUGUGUGUGGUCCUCGCCGUCGUGCUCGUCUACGUCGGCUUCUGUUUGCGAGUGGGAAACAGGGGGAAGUACUCAGUGCGUGCCGCAGCUGCCGCCUAUCCAAGCAGCAAGAGGCCAAACAAGAACAGGAAGCACAGAAACUCCUCCCACAUGGAGCUCAAGACGAUCUCCAGCCACUGUAACGGCAAUGGCGUCUGUAAUGGAGUUUCAAAACUGCACAACGGUGAAGUCCAGGACGGAGGCUUCCUCCAAAUAGUCCCCGGUGAGGGUCACACUUCCCACAACAAAGAACCUCCACCUCCAGCCCCACCGCUCCCUCCCACCCCUCAGCUUUCCUCUCCGGAGUGCGACUUCCCCAACGGUCUCUCGGCCACGCUGCCCAGCGUCCUGAGGAGGAUGAACGGAAACAGCUACGUGCUGCUGAGGCAGAGUGAUUCCGUGAACACGUCACCAAACUGCUACUCCUUCGCAGACGAGCUUAACAAGAUGCUGGAGAAGAGGAAACACACUCUGUUCCUGCCCAUUCCUGACGAGAGCUCUGUGUAGAGAGAUGCAGCUCCCCCUGUAGUGGGCGGAGUCUCCUCUUACCUGGUGCCUGUCACAUGACUCAUCAUUGUUGUGGACUAAAGCAAUGAAAGAGUCUUAUCAUGAUAUACUUUGGAUUCUGUGGUAUUUAAGUCCACUCUCAGACAUUCCUGCUUUCUGUAACUUUUUUUCAACACGAUUUCCCAAAUUCCCCAACACAAAUCCGAGAGAAGUUAAAUCUACCUCACCUCGAUACUGCCCAGUCGGACAGUCAGACUGCGGUCUGGUCCGAGUGUCACGGCUGCAGAGAGUUCUCUGACCCACAAAGCACAAAGCAGACUUGAACGAGGAGUGGAGCUGCAUGAUAAUAUAAAUACGUGUGAAGAGGCGAUUCAGACUGGAGGGCAGCUAGCCAAAGUUUGUUUGCACUGACAAGUGCGCAGAUGGCCUAUGCAUUUUUAAAACAUGACAUUCUCUCGUUAUAAAUAUGGAGAGAGGUGGACGUGGCGAGCGAGGGAAUGUGGUUCGCAACGUUUUCGUUUUGAAACUAGCUUAACCGAUGCAAUACCCGACACGACAUAAUAAACAGAAACUCAUGAUGGUACAAAACACUUUAGAGUAGCCAUUGGUGGGACAUGGUGAACUAAUCAUUAUUUAAUAUGACUAUGAAUCCUAAAAUAACUCAGUUUACUAUUAUAUUAGUUUACUUUAUUGAAUUAACAUAUUAAUAAGUUAUUAAGUUAUAAUGAUAAGUCAUUUAUAUAUGUUACACUUGGUUGGUAAGCACAAAUAUGCAUUACUAUACUAAAAGCUAAUUAAAGCUGAGAAUGGGAGUCAAUCAUAAACUUAAAGUCUUAAUGAACUGCCUGAUAUUGAAGCCACACGUUGGCUUUUAUUAUUAUAUUCAACCUGUGUCUACUAAUUCCUAUAAAUGGAACAUAAUUAGGCACUGAACAUAAAUUUACGUACACGUUCACAUGACGUAGGAUAUUAAAAAUCUAAUUAAAAGGGAAAAAAUAUUAUAUAAAGCAAAACAGAUGUUAAAUAUUGAUUAUUUCACCAGGUCUCAACAGACAAAUGUGGGAUAUUUGACAGUAUUAUUGAUUAUGAUGCACUUUAAAUAGCAGUUUUAAAGCGCUUUGGGAAAGUUAAUGGAUCUGUGCAAUCAGCAGACCAGAGGAAGUUUUUGGCCGUUUCACAGUGUGAAGAGCUGCAGCAGCGGAGGCCACAGCUGUGCCUGCUGGACCAUGUUUGACAAGGCGGAUCAGAGGAAAAACACUAACUGCGUCUGAGCCGAGCCUGAUUCCACCGCUGAGCGACGCCCUCCAUGAGACCAUAGCACGGAGCAACCGACUGUGGAGCGCAGCGUUGGGCAAAAGAUUUCAAGGUCGGAUGAGCUCGGGUCAGUCUGAAUCCAUCUUAAUUUCAUUCCCGGCCGCACCAUCCUCCGACCAGAAGGCUGUCUGCGAAGAUGUUCUUUUAAUGAGCGGCGAAAUAAAACUCGCCCUCGUUAGUGGACGGCGGAGCCAGAAGUGACUCUCUGCAGCACCAGCUCUGCUUCGCCACAACUGGAAUGAAAAUUAGUGGCUGCAGCAUCUCACCCUGUGACGUUUGUUUUUCAGACGGCGGCUCUCCUCGCGCUCGGGGAGCGUCCUCACGUCUGUUUGAUGCAAACCUAACGACGCGUAUAGACAUUUUGUUUCCCCCCUGUUUGCUGCAUGAAUUGUGUUUCAACUGUUUCAGUCAACGAAAGGACAGCUCAAUUUAAUGUUAAUGAAAAAGUGCUAUGGCUGAUGUUUUAAAAAAAAAAGAAAAAUGCUUUUUGAGCCAAUUUUAUUGCAAAUCCAAGAAGGAUUUUCCUGGAUGAAGGGAAAUCGAGGCGUAUUUAUUUUAUAAUUUUGUACAUUGUAUCUUUUAGACACUCUGAUAAACGGAGGGUCAGAAUUUGCCUGUGUUGCACAAAAUGUGAUAAGUAGAAGCAGGGUAGCCAAAAAGCAUGUAGAGGCUGCACCAGCACCACAGAAAUGAAUCUUUCUAACCCACUAAUGAGAGGGAAAAUACACUAAAUUACACAUAACCCUCACUGUGUUCCAAUUAGGGAUUGUUGGCUUUUUUGUAACUGUAAUGUUCACAUAAUAAGUCUCUGUUUGCAUGUCAUAUCAUGCUUUUGUACACAGCAAAUAAAAUGCUUUUACUAAACUAACACUAAAGGAAAUAGAGCACUGGAUUCCUUCACAUUUCAGUCAUGAUGAAUUCAAAUAAAACUUUGUACUUUAAA
Mugil cephalus (flathead mullet) is the source of this 5437-nucleotide messenger RNA. Its product is annotated as semaphorin-4G-like. Gene Ontology annotation, molecular function: chemorepellent activity; semaphorin receptor binding. The record is from RefSeq and is a predicted model, not a curated record. The coding region runs from base 469 to 3180 and encodes 903 amino acids. The transcript is spliced from 16 exons. Lineage: Eukaryota; Metazoa; Chordata; Actinopteri; Mugiliformes; Mugilidae. Gene Ontology annotation, biological process: neural crest cell migration; negative regulation of axon extension involved in axon guidance; negative chemotaxis.